UGGUUGAUGUGAUAAGAUAUUAACGAUAGUUUAAUAUCCACAAAGCAAUUUGCAGUUUUAAGUCAUUUCAGUUUAACUGAGUUUAUUGGGAUUCGACUCCGUCGCGAAAUUUUAAUUUUUCUUCUUUUAGCAGGAUCGAAUCCAUCUAAAAAGAGUUCAGCUGCCUGCAAUUUAACAGAAUUAGGAAACACAAUUGCUGCUCAAUUCUCAUAAUUAUUCUCUCUCUUCCGCUGCAUUAAAGGAAGAAGAGAGAGAAGUUUGAGCGCAGCAGCUGAGAAGCUUAAACCGCAGUACCAAUAUUUUGAAGUGCAUUCCUUUUCAGGAGCUCACGAGAGCAUUCGACGGCUGAAACUCUCGAGCAUUAUGCAUGUCUGGCCCUGUGGCCACUGCGAGUAAUGUUGAAAUUGAAAGAGGACUCUCUAUAUCUAACCGGACAAAGUCACUUGAUUCCUCAAUAUCUAAUGAGAAAAGCUGUAUAAAUGAAUCUAAUGGAGAGGUUUCUCAUUCUUCGUUAGAAACUUUCAGCUUCAGAGCUGGAAAGAUCUUUUUGGGCAAUGGAGAGUCUUAUUCUGGAUUCCUGCAUGGCAAUGUGCCGGAGGGGGCAGGGGAUUAUGUCUGGUCAGAUGGUUGUAAAUAUGAGGGUGAGUGGAGAAGUGGGAUGAGGCAUGGGCAUGGAAAACUUCAAUGGCCAUCUGGUGCCAUCUACGAAGGUGAGUUUUCAGGUGGUUAUAUGCAUGGUAAUGGAACGUAUACUAGACCUGACAAAAUGACCUACAAGGGUCGGUGGCGGUUGAAUUUAAAGCAUGGUUUGGGGUAUCAAGAUUUCCCAAACCGAGAUGUGUUUGAAGGAUCAUGGAUCCAGGGUUCCCCUGAAGGACCUGGGAAGUACACUUGGGCCAACAGAAAUGUGUAUUCAGGAAAUAUGAAAGGGGGCAAAAUGUCCAGUAAGGGAACUCUCACUUGGAUUAAUGGUGAUUCAUAUGAAGGCAACUGGUUGAAUGGUAUGAUGCAUGGGUUUGGAGUAUACACAUGGGUUGAUGGCGGUUGCUAUGUUGGAACUUGGACACGGGGGCUGAAGGAUGGGAAAGGUACAUUUUAUCCAAAUGGAAGGAAGCUUCCAGCUAGUCAGCAGUUGUAUCUCAAUGCUUUGAGAAAAAAAGGACUGCUACCUGACCAUAGAAAGCAGAAUCAGGUUUCCCAUAUUCAACAUGAAACGGCAACAGAUGUGGGAGAUGCUAAGGUUGGUUCGAACCGAGCUUCAGUUGAGAAUGCAUCUGAUAAACUCUCCAAGGGAGGCCUACUACAUCUGGAACAAUCUCACACCUCAAAUGUGUCCCUUGAAAGGCGUUGGAGCCUUGAGGUUUCCAUUGAGAAAGUUUUAGGGCAUGUGAGGUCAUCGAGUGUCUCUGAUAGCAUUCUGGGAGGUGAAGAAGAUGAAGACUUAACUUCUCCAAUACUGGAAAGAGAAUACAUGCAAGGGGUACUGAUCACUGAAAUCGUAUUAAACAACCGCUUUUCACCAACCUCAAGAAGAGCAAAUAGGCGGCAAAAGAAACUUGCAAGAGAUAUAAAGAGGCCAGGCGAACAAAUUAUCAAAGGCCAUAGGAGUUAUGAUUUGAUGUUAAGUUUGCAGCUCGGAAUUAGAUAUACUGUGGGUAAAAUUACCCCCAUACAAAGGCGAGAAGUCAGGACUACUGAUUUCGGUCCUCGUGCCAGCUUUUGGAUGAAUUUUCCUAAAGAAGGCUCACAGUUGACACCUUCGCAUCAGUCUGAGGAUUUCAAGUGGAAAGAUUAUUGCCCUAUGGUUUUCAGGAACCUGAGAGAGUUGUUUGGAAUUGAUGCUGCUGACUACAUGAUGUCAAUCUGUGGAAAUGAUGCCCUAAGAGAACUUUCAUCUCCGGGAAAGAGUGGCAGCGUUUUUUUCCUGUCUCAAGAUGAUCGUUUUAUGAUCAAAACACUGCGGAAGUCUGAAGUUAAGGUUCUGCUGAGGAUGCUUCCAAACUAUCAUGAUCAUGUGCGCAGAUAUGAUAAUACCCUCAUAACAAAGUUUUUUGGUCUUCACAGGAUUAAACCUUCUAGUGGUCAAAAGUUUCGCUUUGUUGUAAUGGGGAAUAUGUUCUGCACGGAGUUACGAAUCCAUCGGAGAUUUGAUCUUAAAGGUUCUUCAUUGGGGCGAUCUGCUGACAAAGUUGAAAUUGAUGAGAAUACUAUACUUAAAGAUCUGGAUUUGAACUACUCCUUCUAUUUGGAACCAACUUGGCGAGAUGCACUUCUAGAGCAGAUCAAAAUAGACAGCAAAUUCUUGGAAUCAGAGGACAUAAUGGAUUACAGCUUGUUACUCGGAGUUCAUUAUCGAGCACCACAACAUCUACGCUCUCUAAUGUCUUAUAGCCAGCGCAUCUCUGUGGAUGCAUUGGGGAUCGUCGCUGAAGAUGAGUCCAUGGAGGAUGAAAUAUCACCACAAGGCCUUGUUUUGGUCCCACGCAGUUCUGACGACAGUAGUGUGGUUACGGGACCACAUAUUAGAGGCAGCCGACUGCGUGCGGCAUCCUCAACUGGGGAUGAGGAAGUAGAUCUUCUCCUCCCGGGAACAGCAAGGCUCCAGAUCCAACUUGGGGUGAAUAUGCCAGCAAGAGCCGAGAAACUUCAUGGGGAUGAUGCUAGGGAAACGUUUCAGGAGGUUUAUGACGUGGUCUUAUAUUUGGGCAUUAUCGAUAUCCUGCAAGAGUACAAUAUAACUAAAAAGAUAGAACAUGCCUACAAAUCCGUGCAAUUUGAUUCGGUGAAGAUCUCUGCUGUUGACCCGAAAUUCUACUCAGAACGCUUUCUGGAAUUCAUCCAAAAGGUGUUUCCAUCAAAUGGUGUCCCAGGAUAGAACAGCAGAGUGAUCUCAUUGUCAUUUUGGCUAAUGAAAACAGCCAGAUUUUCCAACGAUAAAAAAGCUUCAGUGGAAUCCAUUUUGCUGGCUGAAUAUUUGUGGAUCUUGUGCUAUUUGUAUGUAAUAGGUUGAGCAGAGCUGAUCGACUCUGUUCUGAGACCAUGCAUAAACUCUGUAAUUUUGUUAUGUAUUCAACGAAUUUCCUUAGUAAAUAAACACUUAGAUUUAAUUUGUCAAA
Salvia splendens (bonfire salvia) is the source of this 3116-nucleotide messenger RNA. Its product is annotated as phosphatidylinositol 4-phosphate 5-kinase 9. The record is from RefSeq and is a predicted model, not a curated record. Gene Ontology annotation, molecular function: ATP binding; 1-phosphatidylinositol-4-phosphate 5-kinase activity. Gene Ontology annotation, cellular component: plasma membrane. Gene Ontology annotation, biological process: phosphatidylinositol phosphate biosynthetic process. NCBI's taxonomy places the organism in Eukaryota, Viridiplantae, Streptophyta, Magnoliopsida, Lamiales, Lamiaceae. The transcript has 10 exons. Bases 368 to 2875 code for a protein of 835 amino acids.